Xylaria bambusicola is the source of this 2036-nucleotide messenger RNA. RefSeq lists its product as uncharacterized. The record is from RefSeq and is a predicted model, not a curated record. The transcript has 4 exons. Lineage: Eukaryota; Fungi; Ascomycota; Sordariomycetes; Xylariales; Xylariaceae. Bases 1 to 1953 code for a protein of 650 amino acids.
AUGAUGGAAUCGGCAGAGAAUCAGCAACUAAUACCUGAGGGUGAGUCUACAAUUCCGCGAAAAUCGUUGAAUUCGGAAGCAGCGCUCCUAAGAGCCCCAUUGCACACAGCACAUUAUAUAGCACCGACACGAAAUACGGGCUGGGUAUGGGAGUAUUUCGCGUUGGCUCUAAGUGCGAGCGCAGUGACCGCAUUAAUAGUCCUACUUGCCUACAUGAACGACUUGCCCCUGUCUCAUUGGAAAGCAAUAGUCUCUCCAACCACAACAGUGUCUAUUCUUGCAGCCACUAUUAGAGUUUCUCUAAGUUUCGCCAUUAGCUCUUGUCUUGGCCAAGCUAAGUGGACCUGGUUCAAAAAACAGCCAGACAAGUUACUAGCCUUCAAAAGAUUCGAUGAUGCGAGCCGAGGGCCGUGGGGAAGUUUCUGGUUGAUUAUUUGGGUUAAAGCGCUGUAUCACAUUGCUGCAAUCGGUGCAGCUGUCACAAUACUCCUCCUGGCUUUUGAACCGUCAUUUCAAGCCAUAAUCACUUUUGACUGUAGGAUAGAUUCAUCGGAUGCUGAGUUAGAGGCCCUUCUCGGCCGUAGCGAAUUCCUCGACACUGGCACAUAUUAUGCAUACGAGGGGAUUUCAGGGGCAAUAGCUAUAUCACCCAACACAACGGUCACCAUCGUACCGUACGUUUCACAGCCAGAUUUGGGUCUGGUAUCCGGUAUCAAUAGCGGUUUCUAUAAUCUUUCGUCAGCGAAGAGACAGACAGCGUCUUUUGCAUGUCCUACUGCCAACUGCACCUGGACCGCCUUCACUACACUGGCUGUGUGUAGCGCAUGCAAUGAUGUAACGAGCUCCAUCAAGCGGCACCGGGAAGAAGCCAAUGAUAUCGGCACGCUCAAACAUCACGACAUGCAGAUAUACACGAACUGGACAAUCAACGCAUUGCCACGACUCAAUCUUACCAACAUGAGCACGGCGGAAGACGACACUGGACAACUCACACCUGCGUACAUGUCAGCCACAAGACUCGUCAAUCAUCAGCACACAAUAACGUUUCAGAAUCUCAGCACCAUGAUGACGGCAGUGCAGAUCAUAAAGGCUUCGGAUGAAUACAUACAUGGCAAUAUUCCGUGGGACGAUUCGCCAGUCACUGCCAUAGAAUGUGCUCUUUAUUUCUGUGUCAAUGCCUAUAAAUCUCAUGUCGUGCAAGGAGAACUCGAAGAAGAACCCAUCGCGAGUUGGUCCGAGCGCGACCCAAAUUCGUUCGCUGUCACUGACACCUCCCUGGCUUCUCCUGAAGUGUUGGAAGAAUGGGAUCGAUGGAACAACUAUUCACUUUAUAGCGAUUAUGGAGACGCACAACGAAGCGAUCUGAAACUUUUUAUACCUCACAAUGACCCUCUGCCUUUUGGAUUACCAGAAAAUGUCACGACAGUAUUCACCUUGACGCAACGCGCCAUUGGUAGUACCUUGCACUUUAUAAAUGAAGACUUCUUCUCCGAGACUAUGGUGUGGCCUCUCCAAGGGGACGGAUUAGGGAGGGGGGCGCCGCCAGUCGUUCAAGCGUUAUAUCAGAGUACCAACAUCUCAGAAACGUUCCAGAAAGCAUCACAGAGUAUAACAAAUUGGAUACGCGACACCUCGAACGCAACACAUGUCGGUACAACGCAAGAAUGGACUAUCCGGAUCCACAUUGAGUGGCCAUAUAUCGCUGCGCCAUUGGCAGCAUUCAUAGCAGGUCUAGUAUUUUGCGCAUUUUCUAUCGCUGAAACCCACAAGCUUGGCCUCGAUGCCUGGAAAACCAACAUGAUUGCUGCACUAACACAUUCCGUCGAUGCCGAGACACGUGCACAGCUCAGGUAUGCUUACAGGCACGGGUUCUUGGACAAGGCAGUCAACGCAAUGAGUGUAAGACUUGAGGAUGCUGGUCACGGGCUAGAGCUCAAAAUCAAACAGACCUGAUUUGGAAAUCGGAAUUAAGCCGAAAUACCAACACCUGGAUGUAAAUCGAAUCCGCAAACGCUUAGCUGUGCAAAAUAGGCCCG